Messenger RNA from Geodia barretti, 2132 nucleotides. The record is from the annotation of a GenBank genome assembly. Lineage: Eukaryota; Metazoa; Porifera; Demospongiae; Tetractinellida; Geodiidae.
AGGAUGGUAUGGAGACCUCUGGUGGGAGAAGGAACUCCCGCACAACUGUUCAGUGGAGGACAUGGAGAGGGUACUCAGCCACUCCCUCUCGGCAGUGCAGUACCCCCUCUUCAGUGAGACCGAGACCUCGUCCCUCGGAAUUAGCACGUAUCAGUUCCGGCAGCUCUAUGGGCUAAGUCUCUACAGACUAGCAGUGACAGGGGAAACUCUAUACUGUUGAUCUGACAGCUCCUCUGGCCUUUGAGGCUGUCUGGACACUGGCAAAGGCCCUCAGGAUGACCAGUGAUAAGAUAGAGGCGGGGGAGGAGGGAGGAUGUGGCGAUGUGGAAGGUGAGCUGGUGCCUCUGGAGAGGUUCGACUACAGCAAUGACAAACUGGGCUGUCUUCUCCUGGAGAGCCUAGACCAGCUUUACUUCCUGGGAAUCUCGGGGAAUGUGACAUUUGACGAGCAGGGAGACCGUGUCAGUAACACCGUGAGAAUCUCCCAGUAUCAACCAGGAAGAGGCAGACCGCGACUCGAUGGAACUCUGACAAUGGCCAAUGCCCUGGUCGGCUAUGCAUCUUUUGAAGGGGACGGUGACAACAUCACUGGACUCUCAGUCAGCCUCGUCGACGACAACGCAACAGUCACUUUUCCAGAGGGGAUACCACCAGAUGGUAUUCCAAAGGAGGUGAUAGUCUUCACGGCUCUUCCACUGACAGUCGUCUACUACAUCCUGGCCACCUGUGGGAUCGUCUUUGCCGCAGUCUGCCUCAUCUUCAACAUCAUCUACAGGAAGAGGAAGAUUGUGAGACUGACUAGCCCGAACCUCAAUUAUCUCAUAAUUGUGGGGGCGGUCCUCCUGUACAUGUCGGUCUUCUUCUGGGUGUCCCCCGCCAAGGAGGAGAUGGAGGCUACCGUUCUGUGCAAUUUCCGUAUAUGGCUGUUCUCCAUUGGGAACACUCUGUGUCUGGCCGUGGUGCUGUCUAAGAUGUGGAGAGUCCACUACAUCUUCACCUCUCCUUCUCCCAAGAGGAAGCCGAAGCCCCCGCAGGACUGGCAUCUGUUGAUCAUCACCUUGGUGAUAGUCAGUGUAGACCUGGUCAUCCUCCUCAUACCCACUGCAAUAGAGAAGUCCCGCUCCAGAGGUCAGCUGGCAGAGAGCCAGGAGCACAGAGAGACUGAGGACGAGCUGGGAGUGGCCCAGAUCCACCGCUACUACAGCUGCUACAGUGACUCCCAGCUCAUCUGGCUCUUCAUGUCCUACAUAUACAAGUUCCUGCUCCAGAUCGCCGCCAUCUACUUUGCCUUCAUGUCUCGAAAGAUCCGCUUCAAGGCCCUCAACGACUCCAAGGAGAUAGCUGCCAUCAUCUACAUCACCAGUCUCCUGCUGGUCAUAUCGGCCUUUGGUUUCUGGAUCGGACUCCUCUACCUCAACACUUCAACAGUGGUGUUUGGAUUGGCACAAUUCCUCACUGCCUCAGUCAUACUCGGUCUUCUCUUUAUACCCAAGAUGAUAAGUCUAAGGUUGGACCCGCAGGGGGUCAACAUCUUCAGUGGCGGUCAGAGGAACACCACCACAGCCUCGAUCAACCAGAGCUCCAUCGACAUCCUCGAGACAGGCCACAAGAUGCAGGAGCUAUCGUCGCGAGUCAAGGAACUCGAGUCAGAGCUGGAGAAACACCAGAAUGGCAGCAGCUCAACUGUGACUCCACUCUACACAUGCAACAUCACCACACCCACCCAGACCAGUCCAGAUUCCAAACUGGAUCCCGGAAUGGACCCGGAACCUUGACACAUACAUAUAUACAGCAACAACAGCUGGUCAUUCACCUGCUCAUUACUUAACACAGUGAAUGAGUGGGUCUUCCCCUUCAUCAUGCAUGUCACUACAACUAGCACCGCAGUGUGGCGUUACUGAACAAUCAAGCACAUUAGUCAUUUCCCAAACGUACUCAUGUUCUCGCUUGUCAUUGUAGAUUUGUAUCUUUCUUGUAUAAUACUUCCAAAGUUUUUCUUAGUGUUGUGGUUAACUUAGGGAAUGAAUUAGAAAUAACUUUUUAUAUUAUGAUCCUGUGUGACUAGGAACUGGACUAUCCAUUAAUUCCUACUCUUCACUAGUCGGAAUAAAAAAACUUUAUAUACAAGCCAA